AUGGCGCUGAGAUUCCGGAGAAGGGCAGCUUGGUGCUCACUGAAAGAUAUCAACGGCUCCUCGAGGCUCUUGUGUCGCCAAUUUUCCACUACCCAGCGAACUCGCCAGGCCGAACCAGCGGAACCGCCGUCUGCUUUGGGCCACCAAGGCGGACAUAAUGGCCAACGUGUGGACCGCAAGCAAGUCGGCGGAAAGAAAGUCAAAUAUAGGAGAGUUCCUCUGUCCUCCGUAGUCCGGAGUGCCGACAAGAUCGAGCUGGUGAUCGACGGAGAGACUCAUGUGUGCGCCCCUCUGUUUCUCAGAGACUUGUGUACUUGCCCUCGCUGUGUCGAUCAGUCGACACGACAGAAACACUUCUCGACCGCAGACAUUCCUGCAGAAAUCAAUGCGGAGGUGUCUUAUCCGAACCCCGAUGCCAUACAUCUUCGGUGGACAGCUGACAUACCUGGAUAUGAGGAUCACGAAACAGACCUCCCACUUGAGUUGCUGAGACGACUCUGUCAAUCUGGUACAACGAACGGCCACGAGAGACUGCCCCGAACCCUCUGGGACUCUCGCAUGUUUGAGACACAAACCACAGAUGUGGACUAUGAGAGCUACAUGAACGACGAUUCGACCCUUUUGCGAACCCUCCAACAGCUACAUGCGUAUGGCCUUGCGUUCAUCACAAAUGUGCCGGAGGACGAAGCCUCUGUCCAGACCCUGGGUGAACGAAUUGGUCCUUUGAAGACGACCUUCUACGGCAAGACCUGGGAUGUCCGAUCAGUACCCGACGCUAUCAACGUUGCGUAUACAGCUCAGAACCUUGGCUUCCAUAUGGAUCUGAUGUAUAUGGAACAACCGCCUCAUCUCCAAUUACUGCAUUGCAUCAGAUCUUCCGCCGCUGGAGGAGCGAGUCUCUUCUGCGACAGUUUCAGAGCGGUCGACGAAUUGGGUCGCCAGGAUAUCAGAUCAUACCGCAGUCUCGCCUCUCGCCCCGUUGACUUCCACUACGAUCACCCGGGCUCUCAAUAUUAUCAUCAGAGUCGUCCGGUGAUCGAAGAAGAACCAAGAAAGAUUGGACAUGACGCUGCAGAGGGCUGGAACUCGCUGUAUCAUUCCAAACUCAACAACGGCUCGAACAAGACAAGAGAAGACCACGGACCAGAGUCGUUCAUCAAACACGUCUCGUGGGCCCCACCCUUUCAAGCCCCCUUUUCUCUACCGACACUUCACAAACAUGGGAAAGAUGACGCCAAAACCAAGGCCCACGCCGAUGACACUCAAAAUCUUUCGGAGCUAGCUAGGCAUGUACUGCACUGGCAUCAAGGGGCGCAGAAAUUCAACUACCUCAUCCAUCGGCCCGAAGUCAUCUACGAGCGAAUGAUGAAACCCGGAGAAUGCGUCAUCUUUGAUAAUCGGAGAGUGCUUCAUGCGCGGCGAGCUUUCGAGGUCGGCGAUGCUGGCAAAGAAAGGUGGCUGAGGGGUGCUUAUCUCGAUCGGGACCCCUACAUGAGCCGGUUGAAGACUUUGACGGAUUUGGAAAGGAAGGAUGCGGCUAGUGAGGAAUUCUCGGCUGACAGUUACUUUGAGGCUGCUGCGGCAGCGGCAUGA
Molecule: messenger RNA, 1593 nt
Organism: Lecanosticta acicola
Lineage: Eukaryota; Fungi; Ascomycota; Dothideomycetes; Mycosphaerellales; Mycosphaerellaceae
Source: the annotation of a GenBank genome assembly